AUCUUCCCCAAACAUUGGCUUUCCAAGGGACAAAUCCAAAUUUAAGUAAAUUUAAUUUAAUUUUUAAAAAGAAAUUUUAAUUUUGUUAAUCACCACAAUAUAUAACCUGCAUAUUAGUGCUAGUAACGAUGCCAUUAUAUUACGUGUUAUCACCAUUUGGACCAUUGUUACUUUCACUACCUUCUCCAAAAAAUCAAAGAUGGAACCUCAUCGUACCUCAGAUCUUCUUCCAUCCAUCAGAAUACACAAAGACAGCCGCGUCGAGCGACUUAGCGGCAACGACGUCAUCCCAGCCUCACUAGACCCACAAAACGACGUCGUGACAAAAGACGUCGUGUACUCACCAGAACAUAACCUCUCCAUACGUCUCUUCCUCCCUCAUAAAUCGACAAAACUCGCCGCCGGUGAAAAACUACCUUUACUUAUCUAUUUCCACGGCGGAGCUUACAUCAUGGAGUCCCCUUUCUCCCCUGUUUACCAUGACUACCUCGCAGAGGUCGUCAAAACCUCUAACUGCCUCGCCGUAUCGGUUCAGUACCGCCGUGCACCGGAACAUCCGAUACCGGCGGCGUAUGAAGAUUCUUGGUCCGCAAUUCGGUGGAUAUUUUCUCAUUCUGAUGGGUUCGGUGAAGAGGUUUGGAUCAACGAACUCGCCGACUUCGGCAGAGUCUUUGUCGCCGGAGAUAGCGCCGGAGCUAACAUAUCUCAUCACAUGGCGAUAAGAGCAGGCAAAGAGAAGCUCAACCCUAGAAUCAAAGGAGUUGCUAUGGUGCAUCCAGGUUUUUGGAGUAAAGAUCCGGUCGACGAGAAAGACGUGCAAGAUGAAAGAAUCAGAAGCCAAGUGGCAGAAGUUUGGGAGCUAGCGAGUCCGAAUAGUGUAGAUGGCGUGGAUGAUCCGUGGUUGAACGUUGUCGGAUCCGGGUCGGAUAUAUCCGGAUUGGGCUGUGAGAGGGUUUUGGUUGCAGUUGCUGGAAAAGAUGUGUUUGGACGGCAAGGGUUGGGUUAUGCGGCGAAGCUGGAGAAGAGUGGGUGGAGAGGAGAGUUGGAAGUGGUGGAGGAAGAAGAGGAAGGACAUUGCUUCCAUAUCCAUAACGCUAACUCUGAAAAUGCUUUGAAGUUGAUGAAGACAUUUGUGGCGUUCAUAUCAUCAUCCUCUGUCGAAGAGUAGUAAUAUUUGUUUCUUGUUGCUCAAGUAUGGAAUUAAAAGAUAAUAUUAAAA
Brassica napus (rape) is the source of this 1219-nucleotide messenger RNA. RefSeq names its product probable carboxylesterase 3. The coding region runs from base 200 to 1168 and encodes 322 amino acids. NCBI's taxonomy places the organism in Eukaryota, Viridiplantae, Streptophyta, Magnoliopsida, Brassicales, Brassicaceae. The transcript has a single exon. The record is from RefSeq and is a predicted model, not a curated record. Gene Ontology annotation, molecular function: hydrolase activity.